AUGAGAGGGUGGAAACUAGCAAGAAGCAUGGAAAAACUUGGUCAGGAUGAAGACAAUGAGAGAGGCAUGAACAGAAUGCAAACAAAAGAAGGGAGGCAGUUUACUGUAGCUUUUGAUAAUGCUGGAUUUACUUGCUUUUCUAUUGCUUUAUCUUGCUCAUUGUUUAUUUUCGGUUCAGGUUGGCAUCAAUGUAGCAAUUGUGAGAAAAAGGCUUACUACAUGUGCUAUACAUGUCCAUUUUCGUUAUGCAAGCGGUGUAUAAAAAAUGCUGUUAUCCUGUGUGUUAGGGGUAACAAAGGCUUUUGUGAGACCUGCAUGAGAACUGUCAAGCUAAUAGAAAGCAAUGGGCUGGGAGACAAGGAUGCACCAGUAGAUUUUGAUGACAAGAGUUGCUGGGAGUAUCUGUUUAAGGAUUACUUUGUUGAUUUAAAAAUGAGGCUAUCUUUAUCUUCAGAAGAAAUUGCCAAUGCGAAAAGUCCUUGGAAGGGGUCUGAUGAAUCUGCUAAUAAACAUGAGUUGGCUGAUCCUCAGUAUGACAACAAUGAUGAUGGAGCUUCAGGUUCAGAUGAUUCUAUUGAAACUUUGGAAGCCAGUAAAACUAAAAGAAGAAGCUUAAAAAGACGAUCAAAAUCACUCAGAAUUGAAGAGGAUUCAACCAGUGCAGCUGCUGUUAGUGGAAGUGAAGGCUUCUCUACAGCUGGCACCACUGAAUGGGCAUCAAAAGAGCUGCUUGAAUUUGUUAAGCAUAUGAAAAAUGGUGAUGCUUCUGUUAUUUCUCAAUUUGAUGUGCAGGCUCUGGUGCUUGAGUACAUCAAAACAAAAAAACUUCGUGAUCCUCAUCGGAAAAGUCAAAUUAUAUGUGAUUCAAGACUUGAAAGACUAUUUGGAAAACCACGGGUUGGGCAUUUUGAGAUGUUAAAACUGCUCGAGUCUCAUUUUCUUUUGAAAGAGGAUUCUCAGAUAGAUGAUGUUCGAGGCAGUAUAGUUGAUACGGAAGUCAAUCACUUCGAAACUGAUAGAAAUGCUGACACUCUUACUAGUGGAGUCAAAGAUAGGAAACGUAAACGUAAGAAAGGCGAAAGAAGGGGACCUCAAUCAAAUCGUGGAGACUGUGCGGCUAUUAAUGUGCACAACAUCAGCUUAAUUUACUUACGACGGAAGUUGAUAGAGGACCUACUUGAAGAGAUUGACAAUUUUCAUGAAAAAGUUUUUGGGACGUUUGUAAGAAUACGAAUUUCUGGUAGUGCACAGAAGCAAGACCUCUAUAGGCUGGUGCAAGUCGUUGGUACAAGCAAAGCUGCUGAACCCUACAAACUUGGCAAGAGGACAACUGAUAUUGUGUUGGAUAUCUUAAAUCUGAACAAGACAGAGGUUGUAUCAAUUGAUACUGUCUCAAAUCAAGAUUUUACUGAGGAAGAAUGCAAGCGUUUACGCCAGAGUAUAAGGUGUGGACUGAUCAAUAGACUAACAGUGGGUGACGUUCUUGACAAAGCCGUGGAAAUACAGCCUGCUAGAGUUGAUGAUUGGCUGGAAUCGGAGAUCCUGCGGCUUAGUCAUCUUCGUGAUCGAGCUAGCGAGAAAGGGCGUAAAAAGGAGCUUAGAGAAUGCGUGGAGAAACUGCAGCUUUUAAAGACUCCUGAUGAACGUCAUCGUAGACUUGACGAAGUUCCAGAAAUACACGCAGAUCCGAAAAUGGAUCCGAGCUAUGAGUCUGAGGAUGAUGAUGGGGAAAAAGAGAGUAGACGAGAUGUUUAUACAGGGUCACGAGAUUCCAGUUUCAGCAGGAGAGGAAACGGGCCAGUUUCCCCUGGAAGCAACUUUUCUCCAAAAGAUUCUCGGGGGAGUGCAGGGAAAUUUCAGUCUAAAAAUUGGGAAUUCGACAGAAGUUUGUCCAGUAAAAACAUUUUUAGCAAAAGCCAAGAUGCUGCACGUAUUGGUGAGAUUGUAAAUGAGAAUGCAUGGAAAGGGAAAGAUUGGGAGACAGAAUCGCAGAAUCUGGAGAAGCUCGUUUCUGCUACCAAUUCUGAAACAAUUGGAUGGAAUAGCGAUGUUGUGUCGAGAUCUUCAGGUGUUGCAUCUGUUCCUUCUCCAGCUACACUCCCAGUUAAGGCUGCAGAAACUGUUGUCAAGAUCAAUGAAACAGAAAAGAUGUGGCAUUACAAGGAUCCUUCUGGAAAAGCACAGGGGCCAUUUUCUAUGGUUCAGUUGCGUAAAUGGAGCAAUACAGGAUACUUCCCUGCUGAUCUGAAAAUAUGGAGAAUUACAGAAAAGGAAGGCGAAUCUAUUCUUUUGACUGAUGCAUUAGAAGGAAGGUUUGAAAAAGCUUCACCAGCAGUUGACAGUAUACAUUCAAGAGCUAUCGUGCAAAAUCGAGAUGGAGAGAGACCUCAUUUGAAUCAUAGUCGUGGUUCUGAGAAUUCUCCUAGUCUUUCUGUUUCCGCUAGAGGUGGAAUUUCUUCUUUUGUUGAAGUAAGGGAAUCAGAAAAUAAUGUGAGUUCUGUUACUGGUUUUGGUCCCGUGCUCAACUCUGGAGAGGGUAUCCCAGCAGGCCCAACAAAUCCAAUGCAACAUACUCAGUCGAUUGCUAGUAAUGAACAACAUGCGGCAGUUAUGAAUAACCAACCUGGCUCACAAAAUGCAACUGUACAGUCCAUUCAGUCUCUUAAUAUUCAGAAUCCUAAUGUGGGUGCUCAUACUUUUGCUGCUGCUUCAUUGAAUGGAGAAACAAAUGGUUCUGUUGCUGCUCCUGGGCAUCCUCAGGGAUAUGGUAAUUGGGUUACGUCUUCUGUUCAAAAUUCUGCUGUAAGUUUCUCAAGCGCAGGAGCCUCAGUUGUGCCUCAACCUCAUUAUUGGGGAGCUCAAACUCAAGGUGGCCAACCCAAUGUGCAACCUCCAUCUAUGCCUACUGCACCCUGGGGUGUGGUGCAGCCAGAGAGUAUCAGUUCUGCAUCAGCACUCAGACCUGAAAAUCCAAAUACUGGCUGGGGCAUGAUGCCAGGAAAUGCAAACAUGACCUGGAGUGGACAGGUACCGGCAGCCAUGAAUAUGAACUGGGGAGUCACUGUUCAAGCAAUGCCUGUUGGAAAUGCAAAUCCUGGUAUGGUUGUGCCUACUGUGCCAGUUCUUGGGAAUUUGAACCAAGGAUGGGUUGCACCAUUGGGUAAUCCUAUGGUCCAGGGAUUUGCGCCUGGUAAUGCAAAUCAAGGCUGGGUUGCUACAACAGUGAAUAUGGGAUCAACUGUUCCCGGGCUUACGCCUAGUAACGGGUGGGUUACUGGAAUUGGAAAUCCUGGAACUCUUGUCCAAGGACAAUCACAACCACCAGGAGAUGCUAAUGCAAAUCAAGGUUGGCGUCCAUCUACUGGAAGUCCGGGCACGAGAAAUAAUGAACACCGGCAUCAUGGGGGUAACUUCUCACGUCACAAGGACGAGGGUUCUCAUGGUGGCAACUCAGGUUACAAUGGUGGACGCUGGAAUAGGCAGUCAUCUUUUGGCAGUAGAGGGCCUGGCGGUUUCUUCAGAAGGAAUAAGCCCUGUCCAUAUAAUACGAAUGGUCGAUGUGUAAAGGGCUCUGAGUGUAAUUAUCUUCAUAGCUAAUCAGAGUUGUAGGAGAUGCAUGAUUUUGUACAGCAAUAUCAAUCGCAGUUUUUCCUUGUUUUAGGUUUAGUGUCCUUUGAUUGUAAAACGUUUGCAGGUUUAGUACCUCAGCUCUUACCUGAUCUCGUGCAAUUUUCCCUGCAGCAAGAUCUCAAUCUACCUGUGUUAGUUUUUGUUCUAAAGGAAGCCACAAGCGGGCGUUAUGGUCAAUCAAUCUGCCUCUAGUAUAUUUCUUCUCUUAUUUUUAUUUGGCAGAAAAGCCUGGUAGACACUUGUACUUGUACCGUUUUGACAUCCCGACUUUUACUUUGCGAAGUUUCAUUUAA
Messenger RNA from Nicotiana tabacum (common tobacco), 3923 nucleotides. The record is from RefSeq and is a predicted model, not a curated record. NCBI's taxonomy places the organism in Eukaryota, Viridiplantae, Streptophyta, Magnoliopsida, Solanales, Solanaceae.